This is a messenger RNA of Aureobasidium musti, 1389 nucleotides long. NCBI's taxonomy places the organism in Eukaryota, Fungi, Ascomycota, Dothideomycetes, Dothideales, Saccotheciaceae. The record is from the annotation of a GenBank genome assembly.
AGAACAAAGAACAAGAUGGCUCCCGACCCGUCACCGUCACCGGCGCCCAGCGCUUCCAUCUUCGGCAGGAAACCCUCGAUAUUCUCGACCAAGAAGUCGUCCCGCAAGGAGAGCACCUCAAUCACUCCCAUCUCGCCGCUAGCCACCGAAGACUUGUCACCCACCGCCCGCAGAGACUCAUCCGUUAUAUCGCUACCCUCGUCAGGCGCCGAGGGAGACAUUCGGCGCAGCGCAUCACUCCGCUCUCACGAGUCGCUGUCGUCGAUACACCACCACAAGUCCCGAGGCUCGUCGAUAGCAAUUCCAUCUCGCUCUCCAAUCCGCCUGCACCGUCAAAGCCGCUCUAUUAGUGCCAAUGCUACUCACACGGUCAAGCCGCCCUUCAACACCACCUUGAGCCCGCAAAAGUCGUCGGAUAGCUUCACACGCGACCGCCAACAUAGCAUUGCUGACCCCGUCCCAAAGACCCCCUUCUCCAUGCUCGCCACUCCCUUCAGCCAUGGUCUCAAACGCUCAGAGACUGACCGUCCCUCGUUGGCUUCAUAUGCGACCAAUGGCAGCUCCCUGAACUUGAUUUCAUCCAACACGUCACAACUUCCUCAGACCAGCCUGGUCCCCAUACCUGCCGCUCUCUUGACCCACAUCCAUGCUACUUGUCGCAAGCGAAUAGCCACUCUGGAGUAUCUGCGCAAAGNNCACGAAGGUCACAUCUACUACUUCAACACUCUCCUCUACACUCCCUCGAACCUCAACCAAUUACCGUCUAUGCAAUAUUCCAAGCUCGGUCGUCGCGCUUCCAACUACGUCCUUCUCGGCACCUCGAUACCUCCACUCCNNCUUGACCUGAACGCCGAUAACCCUCUCGAAUACCUACGAUCUCUCGCUGCUCUGCUAUCAGAGUAUGAUACUUACCAACAGCUCAACAACCCUGACGCUUCAGUCGGUGCACGCGGUCGAAUGGGCGCUAUGUUUAAAAGCGGCAUGCGCGGUGUCAAAGGUCGCAGAGCUAGCAGUGCUGCCAUCGAAACCUUGUCCGAGUCGGUCGAGAGUGCUCAACUAGAUUCUUUGCCCAUGCCUCCCAUAUCGUCUGGAAACCUGCCAGAAUUCACACACCUGCAAACGCCUUCUCUGCCCUUUGAUCCAGACUUCCAUACCGCUUUUGCAACACUGGCGGAUAUUCUUAUCGACACAUAUUCUGGAAUCGUUCAGCUUCUGCCAAAUGCAGAGUCGAUCGGACCUGGUGUCGGUGAAGCCUUUGGCAAAGCAGACAAGAUUUUGCGCAAAGUGCUUGUGCAGAAUGCUACCCAGGAACUCGGCGACACCACUCGUCGCGAAGUCCGCUCAGAGAUUGGCGGUCUAAGUCGACUGGUUUUGGGAGGUCUUAUGUGA